This is a messenger RNA of Ochotona princeps (American pika), 5015 nucleotides long. It is a transcript of the gene ADAMTS6, whose product is annotated as ADAM metallopeptidase with thrombospondin type 1 motif 6. The record is from RefSeq and is a predicted model, not a curated record. Bases 865 to 4218 code for a protein of 1117 amino acids. Gene Ontology annotation, biological process: extracellular matrix organization; proteolysis. Gene Ontology annotation, cellular component: extracellular matrix. Gene Ontology annotation, molecular function: metalloendopeptidase activity. The transcript is spliced from 25 exons. NCBI's taxonomy places the organism in Eukaryota, Metazoa, Chordata, Mammalia, Lagomorpha, Ochotonidae.
ACGUCAGUGUGCUCUGCCUCCGAGGAAAAGCUGCCAAAAUUUUCUCCUGCUGCAAUUCAAGUUGGCUGGGGGCCGGUAGUGAGAUCUAGGGCUACUUCAACAAAACUUUGCUGCCCUUCCUGCUGCUCUGGUCUGCUUUUCUCCUGAUACCUUUUGAUGCUCUGCACAUGUUAUUUGCAUAGCAAAGGCACUAAGCUGUCCAGGAAGAGAGGGCACCACUUCCACCCCCAAUAAGUCUUUUUUCCCUUUCUUUCUUUACUUUUUUUUUAAGUGGUUGGAGUGGGGGGUGGAGAGAGGAGAUUUGCAAAGGCAGCAUCUCAGGGUGAUAGCCUGCAUGUAUUGAAGGUGUCUUUUUUUUUUUCCUGCCAAAUUAUAAAGUCUGUUUUCUAAAGCCUGGGUUAGCCAGACUAUAGUGUUUUAUUCUGGCUGAAGAAUAACUGCAGAAUAACUGGUGUGGCUUUUUGCAAAAGGGGGGGGCAAAAAUUUUUUUUAAAAAGAGAGAGAGAGGAGAGGGAGUACGUGAGUCGUCCAGUGCAAUCUAUUGUUUGAAACUUACUUUUUAAUCAGAAUUUGAAGAUGAAAACGGUUAAAAAAUGGCCAUAUUUUAGUAACUAAUCAGCCUAAUGGUUUGUUUGUGAACAUUUUACCAACACUAUCUUUUUUUCACUUCGGAUUGAGAAAAUGAAUCCAAAUGCAGAAGAAAGUAUGGGCUAUUGGAAAAAAGUACCUGCUAAACAGUGGAACAUCUAACAACAAUUUUCAACAAGUUUUACAGAAAUAAGACUGUUAUGCUUCGAUUUGGGUGCAGAAUUGACUCUCUAGCACAUAGGUAGCCCUCCAAAACAUCAUCUGGUUUUCUGAAUUAUGGAAAUUUUGUGGAAGACGUUGACAUGGAUUCUGAGCCUGAUCAUGGCUUCAUCAGAGUUUCAUCAUGAACACAGACUUUCAUACAGUUCUCAAGAGGAAUUCCUGACUUAUCUUGAACACUACCAGCUAACUAUUCCAAUAAGGGUUGAUCAGAAUGGAGCUUUUCUCAGCUUUACUGUGAAAAAUGAUAAACACUCAAGGAGAAGACGGAGUAUGGACCCUAUUGAUCCACAGCAGGCAGUAUCUAAGUUAUUUUUUAAGCUUUCAGCCUAUGGCAAACACUUUCACCUAAACUUGACUCUCAAUACAGAUUUUGUGUCCAAACAUUUUACAGUAGAAUAUUGGGGAAAAGAUGGACCCCAGUGGAAACAUGAUUUUUUAGACAACUGUCAUUACACAGGAUAUUUGCAAGAUCAACGUAGUACAACUAAAGUGGCACUCAGCAACUGUGUUGGAUUGCAUGGUAUUAUUGCUACAGAAGAUGAAGAAUAUUUUAUUGAACCUUUAAAGAAUACCACCGAGGAUUCCAAACAUUUUAGUUAUGAAAAUGGCCAUCCUCAUGUUAUUUACAAAAAAUCUACCCUUCAACAACGACAUCUGUAUGAUCACUCCCAUUGUGGGGUUUCAGACCUCACAAGAAGUGGCAAACCUUGGUGGCUGAAUGACACAUCUACUUUUCCUUCUUCCCUACCAAUUAAUGACACACACAUCCGCCACAGACAUAGGAGAUCAGUGAGCAUUGAGCGGUUUGUGGAGACAUUGGUAGUGGCAGACAAAAUGAUGGUGGGCUACCAUGGCCGCAAAGACAUUGAACAUUACAUUUUGAGUGUGAUGAAUAUUGUUGCCAAACUUUACCGUGAUUCCAGUCUAGGAAACGUUGUGAAUAUUAUAGUGGCUCGCUUAAUUGUUCUCACAGAAGAUCAGCCAAACUUGGAGAUAAACCACCAUGCAGACAAGUCCCUUGACAGCUUCUGUAAAUGGCAGAAAUCCAUUCUCUCUCACCAAAAUGAUGGAAACACCAUUCCAGAAAAUGGGAUUGCCCACCACGAUAACGCAGUUCUUAUUACGAGAUAUGAUAUCUGCACUUAUAAAAAUAAGCCCUGUGGAACACUGGGCUUGGCCUCUGUGGCUGGAAUGUGUGAGCCUGAAAGGAGCUGCAGCAUUAAUGAAGACAUUGGCCUGGGUUCAGCUUUUACCAUUGCACAUGAGAUUGGUCACAAUUUUGGCAUGAACCAUGAUGGAAUUGGAAAUUCCUGUGGGACAAAAGGUCAUGAAGCAGCCAAGCUGAUGGCAGCUCACAUUACAGCAAAUACCAAUCCUUUCUCCUGGUCCGCCUGCAGUAGAGACUACAUUACUAGCUUUUUAGAUUCAGGCCGUGGUACUUGCCUUGAUAAUGAGCCUCCCAAGCGUGACUUUCUUUAUCCAGCUGUGGCUCCAGGUCAGGUGUAUGACGCCGAUGAGCAAUGUCGUUUCCAGUAUGGAUCAACCUCCCGCCAAUGCAAAUAUGGGGAAGUGUGUAGAGAGCUCUGGUGCCUAAGCAAAAGCAAUCGCUGUGUUACCAAUAGUAUCCCAGCAGCUGAGGGGACGCUAUGUCAAACUGGGAAUAUUGAGAAGGGGUGGUGUUAUCAGGGAGAUUGUGUUCCUUUUGGCACUUGGCCCCAGAGCAUAGAUGGGGACUGGGGUCCCUGGUCACUAUGGGGAGAGUGCAGCAGGACCUGCGGGGGAGGCGUCUCCUCAUCCCUAAGACACUGUGACAGUCCAGCACCUUCAGGAGGUGGAAAAUAUUGCCUUGGGGAAAGGAAACGGUAUCGCUCCUGUAACACAGAUCCAUGCCCUUUGGGUUCCCGAGAUUUUCGAGAGAAACAAUGUGCAGACUUUGACAAUAUGCCUUUCCGAGGAAAGUAUUAUAACUGGAAACCUUAUACUGGAGGUGGUGUAAAACCUUGUGCCCUAAACUGCUUGGCUGAAGGUUAUAACUUCUACACUGAGCGUGCCCCAGCGGUGAUUGAUGGGACCCAGUGCAGUGCAGACUCCCUGGAUAUCUGUAUCAAUGGAGAAUGCAAGCAUGUAGGUUGUGAUAAUAUUUUGGGAUCUGAUGCUAGGGAAGAUAGAUGUCGAGUCUGUGGAGGGGAUGGAAGCACUUGUGAUGCCAUUGAAGGGUUCUUCAAUGAUUCGUUGCCCAGAGGAGGGUACAUGGAAGUGGUGCACAUCCCAAGAGGCUCCGUUCACAUUGAAGUCAGAGAAGUUGCCCUGUCCAAGAACUAUAUUGCUUUAAAAUCUGAAGGGGAUGAUUAUUACAUUAAUGGUGCCUGGACUAUUGACUGGCCUAGGAAGUUUGAUGUUGCUGGAACAGCCUUUCACUACAAGAGACCCACGGAUGAGCCAGAAUCUCUGGAAGCUCUGGGCCCGACCUCGGAAAAUCUCAUUGUUAUGGUUCUGCUUCAGGAACAAAAUUUGGGAAUUAAAUAUAAAUUCAACGUUCCUAUCACCCGAACUGGCAGUGGAGAUAAUGAGGUUGGCUUUUCAUGGAAUUACCAGCCUUGGUCAGAAUGCUCAGCCACUUGUGCAGGAGGUGUUCAAAGACAAGAAGUGGUGUGUAAAAGAUUGGAUGACAACUCUAUUGUCCAGAACAAUUACUGUGACCCAGACAGCAAGCCACCUGAAAAUCAAAGAACUUGCAACACUGAGGCCUGCCCACCUGAGUGGUUCAUUGGGGACUGGUUGGAGUGCAGCAAGACCUGCGACGGUGGCAUGCGCACCAGGGCUGUGCUCUGCAUCAGGAAGAUCGGCCCUUCGGAGGAGGAGACCCUGGACUCCAGCGGCUGUUUAACACAUCGGCCUAUCGAGAAGGAGCCCUGCAACAACCAGUCCUGUCCCCCGCAGUGGGUGACUUUGGACUGGUCAGAAUGUACUCCAAAAUGUGGUCCCGGAUUCAAGCAUCGGAUUGUUCUGUGCAAGAGCAGUGACCUUUCUAGAACAUUCCCUGCCGUGCAGUGUCCCGAGGAGAGCAAACCUCCCGUGCGCAUCCGCUGCAGUCUCGGCCGCUGUCCUCCUCCUCGCUGGGUGGCUGGGGACUGGGGCCAGUGUUCUGCCCAGUGCGGCCUUGGACAGCAGAUACGUUCCGUGCAGUGCCUCUCCUACACAGGGCAGGCUUCCAGUGACUGCCCGGAAACCCUUCGACCACCAUCGGUGCAGCAAUGCGAAAGCAAAUGUGACAGUGCCCCCAUUUCCAACACUGAAGAGUGCAAAGAUGUGAACAAAGUGGCUUACUGCCCACUGGUGCUCAAGUUCAAGUUCUGCAGUCGUGCAUACUUCAGACAGAUGUGCUGUAAGACCUGCCAAGGACACUGACCCACAGAAAGCAGAGAGCGAGCCUUGUCGUUUCAUCACGGAAGGGCGUCCAUCGAAGAGAGCCGCCCCGAGGAGGAGGCCUGAUGUCCUUGCAGACACAUUACCCUGUGGGAAACGUAACCACUGGUCAGCCCCAGCUGACAGCAUUUCACUAUUAUUUUAACUUCUGUGAAGUGGGAUUUAUUGAUCCAAAGUGCUGGACACGGAAUUAGGAGGGAAUGCCAGAUUGGAGCGAUGCAGACACCAUGAGGAGACUCUUACUGUGGGAUGUUUGUGUUCUUUCGAGUAAAUCCGAUAGCCUGUUUACCUCCUUGGAUCAUUCAGAUCAUUUUUUUUAUUAUUAUUAUGGACUUAGCAAUGACACUGAAGCCCUUUGUAUUUAAAACUCUUGAAAAUGUAAGCUGUUAUGACUUGGUCAACAACGAAAGUAAAGAAGACGCAGAAUUCUUAAGUCGUCGUUUAAAAAUAUUUACUCUUAUCUCGCUACAACAGCACCACAACUUAAAUUAUAAACUGGGCUUUGAACUGUAAUUUAAGGAGCAAUUAUAAAUCAAAAGUAAUGAAAGUCUAUAUUAUUUUCUUCUUCAUUCCACCUAAUUUCCUUGGGGAUAAUCCUUCUAUUUUGAACACUGCUGUGAGCCAUAUAUAAAACUCUAUUAAACGGAGCAACAGUGAGCGACUUCGUGUAAAGCCGUGCGUCCGUUCCCGCAGCUGUGCAAAGUCUAUAAAUUCAGUGCUAAAAGACUGUGGCCAACUUGCCAUUGUGCAAGUGAAGCUGAGAUUUCCAUUAAAACUUU